This is a messenger RNA of Entelurus aequoreus (snake pipefish), 676 nucleotides long. RefSeq lists its product as uncharacterized. The record is from RefSeq and is a predicted model, not a curated record. The coding region runs from base 65 to 676 and encodes 203 amino acids. The transcript has 5 exons. Lineage: Eukaryota; Metazoa; Chordata; Actinopteri; Syngnathiformes; Syngnathidae.
GUUUGUGAUAUUGGCCAGGGUUUGCGAUCCGAAAACUCAGGAGGUGGUGACGAGGUUUCUGCACAUGCCAGUGUGCAACAUUGGCACAGCAGAGAACCUCUUUGAGUCACUGAACACAGUGCUAAGUGACAGAAAAAUUGACUGGAGAAACGUUGUGGCAUUUAAUAGUGAUAAUGCCAAUGUCAUGAAGGGGAAGCACAAUUCUGUUGUCAGCAGAAUCAAAGACAUGCAGCCAUCCCUAAUUGACAUGGGAUGCAUCUGUCAUCUGGUCCAGCUGGCCACAGGAUGGGGCAUUAAGGCUCUACACCAGCCUAUUGAAGACAUCCUCAUCAGUAUAUAUGCUCACUUUGACAUCAGAGAGUUUGUGGAGUUCGCAGACUCAGAAACUCUGAAGAUACUCCGAUACUGUGCAACCAGGUGGCUCAGCCUGCUGACUUGCAUAAACCGGGUGCUCAACCAGUGGGAUGCACUGCAGGCAUAUUUUGCCAGUCAAGAGGAUGUGGAGAAGCCUGGCAAGGUGAAGAUGCUGGCUGAGCAUUUAACCAGCAAGAAGACAAAGUUCUUCUUCCUCUUCCUCUCCCAGGCUCUGACACCACUGGCAGAGUUCAAUGUUAUGUUUCAGGCUGAAGGAGUGAUGAAUAAUGGGAAGAUUUCUCCCUGCCGGCCUUAUUGCUGA